This is a messenger RNA of Catharus ustulatus (Swainson's thrush), 3931 nucleotides long. RefSeq names its product HIC ZBTB transcriptional repressor 1 (gene HIC1). The coding region runs from base 408 to 2405 and encodes 665 amino acids. Gene Ontology annotation, molecular function: RNA polymerase II cis-regulatory region sequence-specific DNA binding; protein binding; DNA-binding transcription factor activity, RNA polymerase II-specific. The record is from RefSeq and is a predicted model, not a curated record. NCBI's taxonomy places the organism in Eukaryota, Metazoa, Chordata, Aves, Passeriformes, Turdidae. Gene Ontology annotation, cellular component: nucleus. The transcript is spliced from 4 exons. Gene Ontology annotation, biological process: regulation of transcription by RNA polymerase II.
CCCACCUGAGAGGGGAGGAGGUCUCAUCGUGUCGUCGUGACUCCACAGGGGUGGGGUUUUCACCUGCUUGGACAUCACCCCACAAGGAAGGGAUCCUGUUGCCCCACGAUGCUUCACUUCAAAGGAAAGCGGUCUCAUCACCUCAAGCCCCAAAAUAACACCCUGCUGGAAGUGUUCCUCACCCAAUCUGAGCAUUGUGCCGCCAGGAAGGGGUCCCACUGCCCCAGGAAACACCACCAGGCAGGGUGAUGUCUCCGUACUGAACUGGGACACGCUGAAUCUGAGGGGAAUCUGAGGAUGAGUUGCAGGACCGGCCGGGAGCGCGGGGUAUGGAGGAAGAGAAGCAGCAGAGGAAGAGGAGGGUGGAGGGGAGCAGCAACCGGCGGCGGCCCCCCCGGGGCUGAGCCAUGAGAGUUCACCGAGACCUCAGCUGGUUGGCGGAGGCCACCGGACGCCCAGGGCGGCGGGCGAGGAGCGGGAUGCUGGACGCCAUGGAGGUGCCGAGCCACUCGCGGCAGCUGCUGCUGCAGCUGAACACGCAGCGCACCAAGGGCUUCCUGUGCGACGUGAUCAUCGUGGUGCAGAACGCGCUUUUCCGAGCGCACAAGAACAUCCUGGCCGCCAGCAGCGCCUACCUCAAGUCGCUGGUGGUCCACGACAACCUGCUCAACCUGGACCAUGAGAUGGUGAGCCCCGGCAUCUUCCGCCUCAUCCUCGACUUCAUCUACACCGGCCGCCUGGCCGAGUGCGAGCCGGGCAGCGAGCAGAGCCUGGGUGCUGUGCUGGCUGCCGCCAGCUACCUCCAGAUCCCCGGCUUGGUGGCCCUUUGCAAGAAGAAGCUGAAGCGCAGUGGCAAGUACUGCCACCUGCGUGGGGGCUACGCGCCCUACAAGCUGGGCCGUGGGCUGCGGGCCGCCACGCCGGUCAUCCAGGCCUGCUACUCGGGGACACCGCGGCCCGUGGACCUGCCGCCCGUGGAGCCGGCGGCACCGCUCAACACGCAGUGCGGGGAGCUGUACGCCUCGGCCGCCCAGGGCGCCCCGCUGCACCCCCACGGGCUGUGCCCGCCCGAGCGCCACUGCUCGCCGCCCUGCGGCCUCGACCUCUCCAAGAAGAGCCCCACCGGCCCCUCUGCCCAGCUCCUGCCCACCGACCGCCUGCUGCCCAGCGAGCCCCGCGAGCCCUCGCUGCCCCCACGGCACGACAGCCCCCCAGUCAGCGCUGGCCUCCUGGGCAGCCACGCUGCUGCCUACAAGGACUCCCCGCCGGGUGGAGAGCCGGGGGGACACCCCCACGCCCCCGACCCCUUCCGCAGCACGCCGCCCUGCGCCGAGCCCCCGCUGCCCCGCGCUGACGGGCGAGAGCUGAUGUACCGCUGGAUGAAGCACGAGCCCUUGGGCCCCUACCUGGACGAGGGGGAGGCGGAGAAGGACCUGGAGCGGGAGGAGAAGGCCGAAUCACCCCCUGCAGCACCGCAGCCCCGCUACCCCAGUGUGGAGAGCAACGACCUGGAGCCCGAUAACAGCACGAGCGAGGAGACGGGCAGCAGCGAGGGCCCCUCGCCCGGCGACACGCUGGACCGCUACUGCAACCACCUGGGCUACGAGCCGGAGAGCCUGGGCGACAACCUGUACGUGUGCAUCCCCUGUGGCAAGGGCUUCCCCAGCUCUGAGCAGCUCAACGCCCACGUGGAGGCCCACAACGAAGAGGAGCUCUAUCACAAGGCAGCGGCCGAGCAGGCCGUGCCCUUCCUGGACAAAGGUGGCCCAGGGCUGGGUGACAUCUUGCGGCCUUACCGCUGCUCCUCCUGCGACAAGUCCUACAAGGACCCGGCCACUCUGCGGCAGCACGAGAAGACGCACUGGCUGACGCGCCCCUACCCCUGCACCAUCUGCGGCAAGAAGUUCACGCAGCGUGGCACCAUGACCCGCCACAUGCGCAGCCACCUCGGCCUGAAGCCCUUUGCCUGCGACGCCUGCGGGAUGCGCUUCACCCGCCAGUACCGCCUGACCGAGCACAUGCGCAUCCACUCGGGCGAGAAGCCCUACGAGUGCCAGGUGUGCGGCGGGAAGUUCGCCCAGCAGCGCAACCUCAUCAGCCACAUGAAGAUGCACGCGGCCGGCCCCGACGGCAAAGCCAAGCUGGACUUUCCCGACAGCGUCUAUGCCAUGGCCCGUCUCACCGCCGACCAGCUGGGGCUCAAGCAGGAGAAGGCGGCCGAGCUGCUCUCCCACACCUCGCACUUCCUCAGCGACCCCAAGGCCAUGGAGAGCCUCUACCCCCUGGCCAAGUUCACGGCUGAGCACCUGGGGCUGAGCCAGGACAAGGCGGCCGAGGUGCUGGCGCAGGCUCCACACCUCCACACCGAGGCCGCCCGGACCAUAGAGCGAUAUUCGCCCCCCUAGCACCGGCCUGGCCGGGGGGCUGGGGGGGCCGCUGGGCUCCCCUCGCUGCCCCGUGUGGAGCUGGGGGUGGGGGAGAGGUGAUGGGUGCUCGUCCCCUGGCGCUGCCGAUGGUCCCGGAGGACUCGCUCGUGGCGAUGGUCCCAUGAGUGCUGCUCCGGGAUGGAUGGACGGCGUGUCCCUCGACCAGCGCCCCGGCUUGCCCGGGAGAAGCCGAUAAAUCAGGGACUGACCCCGCGGCACGUCCGCCCCUUGCCGUGCGGGCUGCCGGGACCCCCGACGCACAAGCUGUGAGGCCGGGCUGCGCCCCGAGGCUUUGGAGGACAUGAGCCCGCUCCUUACCUCAGGGCUGUCGCCCCCGGGCGACGGGACGCCCUCGGCAGCCGCCGCGUCGCUCCGGCCCCACGGUGGGAGCCGGCGGCGCUCGGCUUUGCCGCGACGGGACCCGGACUGUGCCUCCCCGACCGCCGCGGGCCGUGAGUAGCUCUUCCGUCGUGCCCGGAGCGACGGCUCCGUGCUGAGCGGGAGCGGCCAGCGCUGGGCUGGGGGUGCGACCCGACCACGCCGGGGGCUCGGGGACAGACUGACGGAGGGGGACGGUGGGCUCUGAGCAGCAGGCGUGGGACGGGGGAGCGGCGGUCACGUCCAUGCUGGGGAGGCCGGGGAAUCGCGAUGCUCCUCGCCCCGAAGCAAGCACUGACCUCCCGUCCCGAACGCAGGGGCUCAGCCGGCUGCUCCCCGUGUUUUUGGGAGGUGGGGCACGGCCUGUCCCAGACUGAGCCCCUGGGCCCUGCCUCGCCAUCAGGGAUGCCCGGGGCACCCGGGCCAGCCCCGGGACCCGGCGGAUUCGCCCUCGGGCGGCCACUCGCCUCGAUUAUUUUUUAUUUUUUUAUUUUUGCCAAAGACGCCCGUCUCCAGCGCGGCCGGGCCGGGCCGGGGGGUCCAUGACAAAGACAAAGCGGUCUCUGGUUUGUCAGCUACGGGAGGUGGGCAGGGGCUGCGGGAGGGGGCCGUGGAGCAGAGCCCAGCGGGUGAUGUGACCUGGGGCCGAGUCCCCCCUCGGGCACCUUUCUGCCACCACCGCACCCCCUCUCCCACCUUCUGCUCGGUGUGGGCAAAGUCCCCCCAGCCUGGACCCCCCCGGCCCGUGCCCUGACCCCUCCGUUGGGGCUAAUGUGAAGCUUCUCCCCCGCUCCCGAGCCCCCUCCUCUCCUUUGCACACGAGGCUCCGGGCGGCCGCCAGCAGCGACUGCCCCCGGCCUCGCAGCCACUGUGCCUUAGCCUGAGCUGGCCGCUCCUGCCCAGCUGCCCCCGAGCCUCCCGGGGCUGGCCCGCUCCCCCAGGGCCGGCGGUGUCCCCCGGAGCUGCCGUGGGGUGACUGGCAGCGGUGGCAGCACCCAAAGCACAGCUGGCAGCGCCCAGCGGGGCCCCGGCCCCCCCUGUAUCACGUCCAAUUUGUACACGGGCUUCUCGCCCUCUUUUUUUUCUAUAGUCGAAACGGAAUGAGCAAUAAAGUGACAUUAACACGC